This is a messenger RNA of Calypte anna (Anna's hummingbird), 1455 nucleotides long. RefSeq names its product calcium voltage-gated channel auxiliary subunit beta 1 (gene CACNB1). The transcript is spliced from 7 exons. Gene Ontology annotation, molecular function: high voltage-gated calcium channel activity; protein binding. The record is from RefSeq and is a predicted model, not a curated record. Gene Ontology annotation, biological process: calcium ion transmembrane transport; regulation of voltage-gated calcium channel activity; neuromuscular junction development. Gene Ontology annotation, cellular component: voltage-gated calcium channel complex. Bases 64 to 1104 code for a protein of 346 amino acids. NCBI's taxonomy places the organism in Eukaryota, Metazoa, Chordata, Aves, Apodiformes, Trochilidae.
AAAAAAACCCAAAAAACCAAAAACCCCUAAAUCUUAAUUAAAACGCCGAGCGCGGCGAGCUCCAUGGUGCGAGAAGGUGGGAUGGCCCGGACCCCUUACAGCUCCACACAGGACAUCCAGAUGGACGUUUUUGACAACGCCACACUCCAGGGCAAAUACAGCAAACGGAAAAGCCGCUUCAAGCGCUCGGACGGGAGCACCUCCUCUGACACCACCUCCAACAGCUUCGUCAGGCAGGGCUCGGCUGAAUCCUACACCAGCCGCCCCUCGGACUCGGAUGUGUCCCUGGAGGAGGAUCGGGAAGCGCUGCGCAAGGAGGCGGAGAGGCAGGCGAUGGCCCAGCUGGAGAAAGCCAAGACCAAGCCCGUGGCCUUCGCUGUCAGGACCAACGUUGGCUACAACCCCUCUGCCAGUGACGAUGUCCCCGUGCAGGGCAUGGCCAUCUGCUUCGAGCCCAAAGACUUCCUGCACAUCAAGGAGAAGUACAACAAUGAGUGGUGGAUCGGGAGGCUGGUGAAGGAGGGCUGUGAGGUGGGCUUCAUCCCCAGCCCUGUCAAGCUGGAGAACAUGAGGCUGCUGCAGGAGCAGAAGAUGAGGCAGAACCGUCUGAGCUCGGGUAAAUCAGGGGACAACUCCAGCUCCAGCCUGGGUGAUGUGGUGACAGGGACCCGCCGGGCCACCCCCCCCGCCAGCGGUGCCCUGGACAUGCCUAGCUUUGCCUUUGACCCUGAUGAGUUAGAGGAGGAGGAGGAGGAGGCCCUGGAGACCCAACGCUCCCCUAAGAGUAGCGUGAGCAGUGUCACCACCCCCCCAGCCCACUCCAAGCGCAUCCCUUUCUUUAGGAAGGUAACAGCACCCCCCGGCCCCACGCUCGCCUGCUGCACCCUGCCUGCCCUAACACUGCCUGCGAGAGGGCUGGCGGGGGCACCCAUGGGUGCUGGGGGCCACGGGCUGCCCCAGCACCCUCCCCGUGCUGACAUGGUGUGGUGUGUCCCCAGCAUGGGCGUCAGCAGGGGACGGGGUGGAACCCAGGAGAUGGGGAGUGGGGGAAUCCCUGGCUGCCUCCCCUCCCACGGGCCAUGGGGUGGAUCAGUCCGUGGGUAAAUUCUUUCCUGGGAUGGUUCAGUCGAGGGAUAACUCCCCCCAUGGUCCAUGGGAUGGUUCAGUCCAUGACUGGCUGUCCUCCCCCCAUAGAACAUGGGAUGGUUCAGUCCACGGCUGUCUCACCCCCCCCAGGCCAUGGGAUGGUUCAGUCCAUGGAUAACUCCCCCCACCAUGGUCCAUGGGAUGGUUCAGUCCAUGACUGGCUGUCCUCCCCCCAUAGAACAUGGGAUGGUUCAGUCCACGGCUGUCUCACCCCCCACGGGCCAUGGGAUGGUUCAGUCCAUGGAUAACUCCCCCACCAUGGUCCAUGGAAUGGUUCAGCCUGUGGCUGUCUCCCCCCAUGGGUAUGGU